Messenger RNA from Megalops cyprinoides (Indo-Pacific tarpon), 2539 nucleotides. RefSeq lists its product as uncharacterized. The record is from RefSeq and is a predicted model, not a curated record. Gene Ontology annotation, molecular function: monocarboxylic acid transmembrane transporter activity. NCBI's taxonomy places the organism in Eukaryota, Metazoa, Chordata, Actinopteri, Elopiformes, Megalopidae. The transcript has 5 exons. Gene Ontology annotation, cellular component: membrane. Gene Ontology annotation, biological process: transmembrane transport; monocarboxylic acid transport. The coding region runs from base 324 to 1766 and encodes 480 amino acids.
GAAUGGGCGCACGACCUCAGUAUUCAGGAUACGCCUUCUCCCCACCCAUCGGUAAUUGAAGUGCAUGCCGGCAGUCUCAGUCACUUGCCGCCCGUCCUUUGUCUCCUCUAUUUAUGGUCCAGCCAGCCACAGUAUCAGCAGGUUUUCAGACCGCCCUCGGACGAUUGCGUCAGUGCUUCCUAGUAAGCUUCGAAUUCAAAUAGAAUACAGGCUGUCUUCCCCCCAACACAGGCAAGGUCAGCGGCCAAGGACCACAAUAAGGGACGCAGUUCUUACAUUCCGCAAGUUUUCCAAUUAAGUGCAACCGUUAAGCCAGACCAGCCAUGCCGCCCCCUGCUGGAGGUCCUCCAACUGUCACCCCCCCAGAUGGGGGCUGGGGAUGGGCCGUGGUGCUGGGAGCCUUCAUCUCCAUCGGCUUCUCCUACGCCUUCCCCAAAGCCAUUACCGUCUUCUUCAAAGACAUCCAGAAGAUCUUUGAUGCCUCCUACAGCCAGAUCGCCUGGAUCUCAUCCAUAAUGUUGGCUGUCAUGUAUGCUGGAGGUCCCAUAAGCAGUAUAUUGGUAAACACCUAUGGGUGUCGGCCCAUUAUGAUAAUGGGGGGCUUCCUAUGUGCUAUAGGAAUGAUCUCGGCCUCCUUCUGCAACAGUGUGGUGGAGCUGUAUAUUUGCAUUGGAGUAAUAGGAGGUUUGGGCCUUGCGUUCAACCUCCAGCCAGCCCUGACAAUGAUCGGGAAAUACUUCUUCAAGAAGCGGCCGAUUGCCAACGGGCUGGCCAUGGCAGGGAGCCCCGUCUUCCUCAGCACUCUGGCCCCGCUAAACCAGUACCUGUUCAACUCAUACGGCUGGAGGGGCAGCUUCUUGAUCCUGGGGGGGCUGCUCCUAAACUGCUGUGUGGCCGGGUCGCUGAUGAGGCCCCUGGGCCCACCCCCUGGCAAAAAAGACAAGGAGGCUGUAGCCGCUAGCGCCCCCCUGCAGAAAACUGGAAAAGCCACAGCUUGGGAAACGGUGAAUAAGUACCUGGAUCUGUCACUGUUCAAGCACAGGGGCUUCCUCAUCUACCUGUCGGGAAAUGUUAUCAUGUUCCUGGGGUUCUUCGCCCCCAUCGUGUUCCUGGCGGCCUACGCCAAGGACAUGGGCGUCGACGAGUAUUCGGCCGCCUUCCUGCUGUCCAUCCUGGCCUUCGUGGACAUGUUCGCCAGGCCGUCCAUGGGUCUGCUGGCCAACUCCAAGUGGAUCCGGCCCAAGAUCCAGUACUUCUUCAGCUUCGCCGUGCUGUACAACGGCGUCUGCCACAUCCUUUGCCCGCUGGUGGAAAGCUAUACGGGCCUGGUGGCUUACGCCGUGUUCUUUGGCUUUGCCUUCGGCAUGGUCAGCUCCGUGCUCUUUGAAACUCUGAUGGACCUGGUGGGCGCUCAGAGGUUUUCUAGUGCCGUAGGGCUGGUCACCAUCGUCGAAUGCUGCCCUGUCCUCAUAGGACCUCCUUUGGCAGGUAAGCUGGUGGACAUCACCAAGAACUACAAAUACAUGUAUUUUUGCUGCGGGGCCGACGUCAUCCUCGCCAGCAUCUGGCUGUUCAUCGGCAACGCCAUCAACUACCGGCUGCUGGACAAGGAGCGGCGCCGGGCGGAGAAACACAAGCCGGUGGACGAGCAUCCGGAGGCCAACGGCGACGCCGACCCCCAGGCCACGGAGACCCUGUGCGUCAGCACCGACAAAGAGGGGGAGGAGGAUACCACUACUGCCAUGCAGCGGGAGACCAACAUUUAGAUCCAUCCGGAGUCGCCCACGGUCCUGCCAAAUCCAGGGUGUCCACUUCCCAUUUCUCCAGGGCUGCUCGCUGGACUGCUCUAUGGAGCAUCGCAGCCAAAGCAACGUCUGCGUCUACGAUACUGUGAAUUGUAUUGGUUAAUUAUGGGUCGGCUCCAGUGUUGUACAGAAAAAAAAAAAAUGCUCAGAAUAAAAUGCUACAUGUCUAAGCCUUUAGGACCUUCAGGCUUGAGUUCAGUAAGUGGGGGGAUGAUCAUGUUUUAAAAUCUGGGCACCCUAGCCCUUUGCACGUCUUCCAGUACAGAGAAUGAGUUGUAAUAUGUCAUUGCUUUAUAUUAUAAACGCACCCACCUGCUUUUUCCAUUGAAUUUUGAAGUCAAUGACCACUAUACUGCAUUUUCAUCAUUAUUUUAAUCACAGCUGGAGGGACUCAAUCUGAUUGGAUGUCAACAGAUGAAAUAAGCGCAUGCAAAGGGAUUCAUGGGAAUUUUCAAAACUAAAUUACUGUAUGAAAAUAGAUUCAUUUUUGGUUAACAGGGAUGUUUCAUGAACAGUGUUGUAUUUACUUUGUUGUAUAUUUCAUUAAUACACGCGCGCGCACACACACACACACACUCAAAGACAGGGAGAUUCAUUUUGGGAUAAAUGGGAAAUGGUCAUUUUUGAGAGUACCUGUUGUAGGCUCAACUUUCACCAAUGAUACAUUGCCUUAAAUCUAAAGAAUGCAACCACAAACUCAUUAGUAUUUCUUUGAACAGUAUUUAUAUACACAA